AAUUAAAAUUAUUUUAGAGCGAGAGAGAGAGACAUUUUAGAAUAUAUAAUUAUUUAAAAUGGAAGAUGUAAAAAAAACGACGGAACACGAUUUAUAUUUGGCAGAAGAUGAUGAUUCUUUACACAUUGCUUCAAAGUGUUGGGAACGGGUUAUGGAUGCUGCUGCCAAGACUGGUUACAGAGAAGGAAUACAGAAUGGAGCGGACUCUGUUCUACAAGAAGGAUUUGAGAUAGGUUUUAAAGAUGGUUUUGAGACAGCUUUUACAUUGGGAAGAUAUAAAAGUCUGGCUACCAGUUUACCAUCUACUGUAAAACAUCCUGCAGACGUAACAACGGUUCUCGAUAAAACUAGACGAGGCGCAUGCUGGGUAUGCAGUAUGGAAUCGCAAAAUAAAACUUCAAAUGAGAAUAUUCAAUUUUCUGAAAUCCUAAGUAAUCAGAGAACACAUUCUGCAGCAGUAAUAAAUAGGCUAAAGGAAUACUUUGAACCAAUCUUAAAUAAACCUGGAAGUAAGACUAAUUUAACUCUUUAAAGUAGACAUAUUUUAGUAUUUGUAACACAAAUAAUGUUAGUUGAAUAAAAAAAAUUAUUUAAGUAAAUUA
Molecule: messenger RNA, 602 nt
Organism: Nylanderia fulva
Lineage: Eukaryota; Metazoa; Arthropoda; Insecta; Hymenoptera; Formicidae
Source: RefSeq, a predicted model, not a curated record